Neocloeon triangulifer is the source of this 5545-nucleotide messenger RNA. RefSeq names its product zinc finger protein ush (gene ush). The record is from RefSeq and is a predicted model, not a curated record. Bases 456 to 3485 code for a protein of 1009 amino acids. Gene Ontology annotation, molecular function: RNA polymerase II-specific DNA-binding transcription factor binding. The transcript has 10 exons. Gene Ontology annotation, cellular component: nucleus. Lineage: Eukaryota; Metazoa; Arthropoda; Insecta; Ephemeroptera; Baetidae. Gene Ontology annotation, biological process: heart development; positive regulation of transcription by RNA polymerase II; negative regulation of transcription by RNA polymerase II.
CGGAAGAGAGGGCUCAGUUGGUGCUGGGCGGACCGAGAGUCGACACACAGCAAGUCGAGCUCAGCACUACACGCCGCGCGUGCUUCAAAUUCCUUUCGCACAUUCACAUCGGACGCUUUCUUGGGCUGCAGUGGUGACAGUGGUUCUCUCGGACGUGCAACCAGAAGCAAAACAACACACUCGGACGAACGGUCUGGUGCUUCGUCUCUGGUGUUAUCUGCACGCCGACGGCUGCUCUUUAUCUCUGUGCUGCUGCGGUGAUAAGACACGGCACAGUAGCAUGGACAGAUAAGCGCGUGCACAAUACACAACACUCACACACUCGGCUCAUUAUAAAUAUUAUUUUGUUGUUGUGUGCCGUGAGACAACGCGAGUGAGAAAGAGAGACACACUCGGACAGUAUAGUCUCGUCGAGCGAGCGACCGGACAGAGACGUGGACAUCGACGGAGCCACCAUGUCCCGCCGAAAGCAGAGCAACCCGAAGCCCCUCAAGAGAGAGGAUUUCUGGAACGAGGGUGACGGUGAAAAUGCCACAACUGCUUCUCAACAGAGUCCGUCGACCACCGAGGCCGCGGCCCUUGGCAGCGGUGAGGACGCAGACGGCCAAGACAACGUCAAAGUUGAGCUCGAAGAAAUGGAAUCAAAAGAUGAGGAAGACGACAAUAGUCGAGAGGUCAGCAGUCAGCAACCGUCUCCAAAACUGAAACUCAACACUAAUCUCGCAACAGAUCCUGCUCUCAGGAACAGUAAAGAACAACAGGACACUUCCAGUGACAGGUCUUCCCCUGGUGAUGAACAGAGGUUUAAACCUGAUAUCUCAAUGCUUCCGGCGUCUCUAUUCCCAGCAGGACCAAGUCCUGCUGCAGCCAUUUUUUGUCUUCCCGCGGUGCCGGAAACAAACAGCACUGCCUCCGCGACCACCCCAAGACUCAAUCAAGAGAAUCUCGAAACUCCCUCAACUCCACUGCCGCCUCCACGGCUAGCUAACUGCUACAUGUGUCAACCAUGUGGCAUCAAAUUCAGCAGCAAGAGCACUCUGGAGGCGCACCAGACUUAUUACUGCUCGCACAGGGCGUCUGCUGCCCCGCGACCUUCAUCACCAGCAACGCCCAUUGCAGGCAAAGAUGGAAGUGACACUGAAUUGGGCAGUCCCCGCUCCUCGAACGCCCCCGAGGACGACUCGGCGCCACCACCGGCAAAAGUGGCGCGCACCGGACGGCAGUACACUUGUCCGCACUGCUCUUACAGCGCGGAUAAGAAGGUCAGUCUGAACCGGCACAUGCGGAUGCACACGCCGUCCGUCACCCCGCUGCCCGUUUCCCCCGCCCCCACUGCCCCCAGCGACUCGGAGGCGGCGGACGAGUCUUCAGCGUCCGGCUCUCAACUGCCGCCGCCUGCCAUGGACAGAUAUUGCGCCAACUGCGAUAUUCGCUUCUCUUCGGUGAGGACCUUCAAGGCUCACAAGGCUCAUUAUUGCGACACCAGACACGUCGUCAAGCCCAACGCGGCUGUUUCUCCCGCGGCCGCCAGCCAGGCUUCUUCCGGCCCUGACUUACCAAGGGUAGGUUCUGCUUCGUCACCCACUUCCUCCCCAGCACCAGCUCAACCGUACCUUGCGCUGCCCACAAACCCGAUGCUCCUCGUGCCCUACCAAUUGGUGCAGGCAGCCAGUUUUGUCACUUCGGCCGCUCUUCCGCCUGGAGUGAGCACCACCAACCCUGGUGCGUGUCUUCUGCUCGUGAACGGGACUGUCCAACCUCUGGUGUUGCCAGCGGUUACGGAAAGGUUGCCCAGUCCAACUCCGCCCCCGGCGCCGCCGAGGAGGACGCAUCAGGUGGAAAAAACGCCUGUGCACGCCAUUCCCACACCUCAGGCUGUACCUGAGGUAGCGACGAAUGGUGGUGGAACAUUCCCUCUCGACCUGAGUCUCCCCAGAUCUGCUCACCCUCCUUCAGCACUCUCAGUAGGGUCGACUUCCCCCAGGCUGGGAGCUCAAGACCCUGAGGAUGAGAAGGAGAACAGGGGUCUGAACACGUCCUCACCCUCCCAAGGCUCCUCUAGAGCGUCGUCGCCCUCGUCAGCCUCCCCAAGACCUUCAAGGGUCAACGGCGUUCUGCCAGUAGUUGCCAAGAAACCUGAUUCGGUUCCAAUUGAAAACGGAACUCCUCUGCGGAAGACCCCUAAUCUCAUGCCACACAUCAAACUUCCAAAGCAACUGCUGGUCCCUGAACUUUUAGGGCCGCUUCUUAGCUCGCAGCUGGCGCUUCUGCAGCGGCCGAUGUUGACAGCUGCCGAGGCGGCCGCCUUUCUUCCGGUGGCCAACCACGCGGUGCCGCCAGCCCCGCAGAUUUUGGUCAAGCAGGGCGUGUCGAGGUGCGAGGAGUGCAACAUCGUGUUCCUCAAGGUGGAGAACUUCGAGGUGCACAAGAAGUACUACUGCUCAGCCAGGGCAAGGUCGGAAGGCAAUACAUCCCCUGAGGAGGCCAAAGCCACUUCGACCCCAUCACCCACGCCACCGCAAACGACCCCAACCCCGCCGGGCAAAGUGAUGCAGCAGUACAUCUGCGCACCGUGCGGAAUCAAAUUCACGGCCAUCAAAAAUUUGAAGGCGCACCAGGCGUACUACUGUCUCAAGAGGGACGUCAACCAGCAGGCCAACUGCACCAACAACAACGAGCCACCCGUCGAGAGAAAGAAAUGCCCUAAGUGCAAGGUAAUUCUGCCUGGCGAUGGCGAUUCGCCUCACCACUGCAUGGCCGUGUCUCAUCCGGUGACAAGCCUGUUGUCUCCCAGCGGCUGGCGGUGUCCCUGCUGCAGCACGCACCUGCCAACGGCCACUGCCGCGCAGAAGCACCUCGAGGAAAACCAUACCGGGAUGCUGAAAGGGUUCAGGUGCACCAUCUGCAGCUACCGGGGCAACACCCUGAGGGGCAUGCGCACCCACAUCCGGAUGCACCUUCUGCAGGCGGGCGCGGACAACAAGACGUGCGCCGAGGUUAAGGAGGAGGACUUCAUCACCUGCGUCCUGCAGGAUGAGCAGGAGGGGAAGGAGUCCGGGGGCAGUUUGCCCAUCCUGGUGGAGGCUGACGAGGCUGAGGAGCGACCUGAGCAGCACCCUUGCAACCUGUGUGGCUUCACCGGCGCCUCCAGGUCGGUGCUCCUGAAACACCUCAGGGUCGUCCAUCGGCAGGAUGAGAAUUGCCGGACGGAGAGUCCGGAAGCCUUGGUGGUCAAACUGGAACCUUGCGAGGAGAAGAUCAGCCUGACCGAAGGGGAGAACAAGGAGGAGGAGGAGGAGGAGGGCCGACGGUGCCAGGCGUGUGAUACCGUGUUCAACAGGGACCUCUACCUGACGCACAAGAAGUACUACUGCAAGGCCAUCCACAGCAAGAUCAGGGCGUCGGUCAGUCCCCCUAGUCCGACGGUCAGCAUCAAAACUCCACCCACGCCGGUGAGCAGACCCGAAGCCUCGGCCAGAACAUGAUCAGAGUCUCACAAGUCUUUUUCAAUUGCAAGUCUCUUCUUCGCUAAUAAGGAUUAAAAUUUAAAAUUAAAUAAUAAUACACCUUGUGUUCAGAUUUUAUGGUUGAGUUUGGAAAUUUUAUAAUGAUUAAGGACUCCUUAUUGAUAUAUCAUUCAAGGAGUUGACUCUAGCAAAAUUUCUUUCAAGAGCGUUUUGGGUAUAAAUGGGUGCCACAAAAAUGUUAUUUUGCCCCGCUAAAAAUUUGACAUAUCUAUGUGAGAAUAUAGGCCGAUUUUUCUUUGAUUGUAUAAACUUUCUCAAAAGACUUUAUGAAAUAUUUUUUUUAAAUCACAAUCGAUUAAUCACAUAAUGAAUCCCAUAUUUUUCCACGGAACCAUCUUCAAAUAUCCUAAUGUGGCUCAGAUAUUGAAUAAUUCCAGUUGGAAAAUAUUAGUGCUGAUUUUUUGUUGCUAUUAAUAAGGAGACCUUAAUGAUGGUUGUUUUGAGUUUAGAGGCACUGCUGUUGUGGCAUUUUUUUUUUAUAUAAAUAUAUGAUUUGAUCUUGUAUUUGUAAGUUUUAAAUACAUUUUUUUUUGGCUGACGAGCAAGUACGAAUGCGCGAAUCUGCAUGUUCAGGGAAUCCUUGAGAUCUCACAGUUUUGUAACAAAAGAACGAUAUUGUGACUUUUUGUAUACUGCUUACACUGAAAUAUAAAUAACACCGUCAUAAAAGUAGUGCUAACCUGUUUUGUGUCAUACAAAAAAUUCCACUGACUGCAUAUUAAAUGUUAAAUGGAUUAAAAAUUUCUAUAGUCUUUUAGAAGGAAAAUAUUGUAUAUCUGCCAUGAAGAGAUGAGAUGAGAAAAAAUAUGUAUACAGAUCUGAGAAAUCGGCGCAUUUAGAUCUGAAUUCAAAAUCACAUGGAAAAAGUCUUAUAGGUCCCGCGAUCUCAUGCAAGAGGAAAAAGGUCAUGAAUGUGUUUUUGAUAUGUACGUUCAAAACCUCGAAAAUAAUUUUAUUAUUUUUCUGGCAGGGUAUUAUGAAAAGCGAAGGAACAAACUGAUUUUUCUAAAAGAAAAUAGAAACAAUAAUGGAAAAGUGAUAUAUAAUGUUUUAGAGCUGCUAGUCUCUCUUUGAAAACUUGUUUCUUAAAAGAACUUGAGCAGUUGGAUUGAUUAAAAAAAUUUGUUUGGGAAGAAUAAAUACUUUAAAAGAUUACUGCGCAAGAAACCGCGCGCUAAAUUCGCGUAGUGUGAUGGAAAAGAAGCAGGGCAGAGAGAAAAUUGGAUUCUAGCAACUGUGUAAGAAAGGCUAAGUGUUAAACCUCUCUUGAACAAUAAGCCAGGAAAAGUGUGUUUAGCAAUAUCAUCGAUCGAUUAACUGACCGACAGGAUAAUAAUUAUGUACACAAGAUGUCUACUCUAUACCGAUUAAAAAGUUGUACGUUUUUCAUAUCUGUGUUUUUAAAUUGAAAAAUCCAAGAAUCGCAGUCAAAAGACAUUAAUUUUUACUAGAUACAUGAAAUUAAAUCAUUGACCGAAAUCGAUUUAAAAAUCUAAGAAAUGCAAUAAUUUUUCUGUUAGAUUAUGUAGUUUAUUUAUUAAUCAGGUUAAGCUGAAUUGAUGCGUUUUUUAUAUUUAUUGAAAAAUACAUAUCAGAUCAGAAUAUAUAUUAUUUUUCAAUAAGUUCACUCCAGAUCCUGAACGCUUUUAAUCUUUUCUUAUUAUUUUGUGAAAUUCUUUGAAAAGUGCUAUGCAUUUAAAUGCAAUCAAUUGAUUGUUUCUAGUAUUGGAAUUGAGACAAAUAAUCGAUGAGCAUUUUGUCUGCUCACUGCUGAAUAUAUCUAUGUACAUAAUUGUCAUACAUUCUUUUCUCUAUAUAAAAAAUAUAAACAUGUCUAGCAAUUAAUAUUUAUGUGAUGUGUACAUAUAAGUAUAUCAAGUAUAUGACGAUUAAAAUUGAUCAUCCUCUACACAAAUAUUUGCAGCAGAUAUAAUGCGACUGUAAAAAAAGCAAGUCAAAUACGUAAUUAAUUACUUUUAUGAUUAGAUAAAUCAAUAAAUGUUACUAAUUAUUACACU